Oryzias latipes (Japanese medaka) is the source of this 3859-nucleotide messenger RNA. It is a transcript of the gene lonrf1, whose product is annotated as LON peptidase N-terminal domain and ring finger 1. NCBI's taxonomy places the organism in Eukaryota, Metazoa, Chordata, Actinopteri, Beloniformes, Adrianichthyidae. The record is from RefSeq and is a predicted model, not a curated record. Gene Ontology annotation, molecular function: ubiquitin protein ligase activity; protein binding.
UUUUUAUGUAACAAUCAGAGUAUCUGUGAGAAAAACAGUUCUGUAAUUUGUCAAAGACCGCGGCAGCUAUCGCCAUGUAUAAACACACAGCUAGACGAAAAGCUCCGCAUUUAUAGCAUUCCCAGACUCGUUCAUGCUAAAAUGUCGCUACAACCACAAGUGGCGGAGGCACCGGAGGAAAGACUGAGCUUCUUUAUCGGUGCGGACCCGGUCUCAGGGGGAGAGGAGGAGGACCAUUCCCAUCAUUGUGAGCUCAUUUUGGAGAAAGGAAACGCAUUGGCUUCGAAAGACUGUCUAAAGGAAGCCAUUGACUGGUUCUCCGCGGCCGUGCGCUAUGGCCCCGUGCGACCCGAGCAGCUCAGCACCUUCGUGGACUGUAUUCUCCGCAAUUUCAAGACGAAAACGGCCGGACGAGAAGGACCCACAGGCCUGGGUGAGGAAGAAGGGGAGGACUCGGUGUUGCUGGAGUGUCCCAACUGUCGGGGCUUUUUGGGCGAACCCGUGACCGUAGCCUGCGGACACUCGUACUGUAGAAGAUGUUUGCACCGGCGGUUGCUUUCGAAAUGCAAACUGUGCUGUGAACCUGUCAGCGGCGAGGAGAAACUGAAUGUAACUCUGUGCGGACUUGUAGAAAAAUGUUUCCCAGAGGAGCUGAAGAAGUUGAAAACAUUAAGUGAAGUGGACGCCAUGUGUAAAAGGAAACGCUACAGAGAAGCUGUUUCACACGCGACUGCUGUUCUCCGGUCAGAUCCACACAUGAUGGCGGCUCGUCUGUCUAGAGCGGAAGCAUACAUGGCUCUCAAGCAGUACCGACUGGCUUUAGAGGACGCCGAAUUCUGUUCCAGAUCCACUUGUUCUGCUGAAGCCUUGUUUAGGAAGGCGAUGGUGCUGCAUGAAAUGGGGCAGGUGGACAAAUCCCUGCAGGUCUUCCUCCACUGCCUGUCUGUCAAUGAAGACUUCCCAGGAGCUAAAAGACAAGUGGAAAAGAUCUUGUGUGACCUUCUUUCCCCCGCGGAUGAGAAUAUUAAAGUCGGCCUGAAGGAAACCACUCAGAACACGUUGCCUCAUUUACGCAGCAAAGCCCUUAUGGCAGAAGCACAACCACAGUGUCCGGUUCAGAGAGCACACCAACAGCAGAACCGAGCUGUUUCCGCACACCAAGUGAACAGCCAGGAGAAACGCUGGGAAAGUCUGGAGCGGCCCGGUCUGAGCCGAACUCAAUCGCUGCGAACGCACGGCUGCAACAGUGGCGAUGAGGGACUGAAGAGAGUCAGCUCUGCUCCUCAGCUGGGCGACCAGGACAAGGGAAGUCUGCUGAAGAGGAAGCUGUCUGUGUCCGACCUGGAAUCCUGCUUUGUGGACAGUGGAAGUAGCAAAUACAAGAAGCAAGGUGUCACCAAAGGCUCCAAACAACACAUUUCCAAAGCAAAAACCUGCAAAAGUGUUCCUGAGGGUAUGCUGGACUCUAGUGACCUUGAGUGUUCUCUUUGCAUGAGAUUGUUUUAUGAGCCUGUGACAACUCCAUGCGGUCACACCUUUUGUAAGAACUGCUUAGAGCGCUGCUUGGACCACACACCGCACUGUCCGCUCUGUAAAGAGAGCCUGAAAGAGUACUUGGCGUGUCGGAAGUACAUGGUAACCACAGUCCUGGAGGUGCUAAUCAAACAACACCUGAGCCACGAUUAUGCAGAGAGGACGAAAACUCAUCUAGAAGAAACCAGAGAGCAUUCUGACCUGACGAAGAAUGUGCCUAUCUUUGUGUGUACCAUGGCUUACCCCACCGUGCCUUGUCCUCUGCAUGUCUUCGAGCCUCGUUAUCGCCUCAUGAUUCGCCGCUGCAUGGACACCGGCACACGGCAGUUUGGAAUGUGCAUCAGUGACUCCCAAAAGGGGUUUGCUGACCAUGGCUGCAUGCUGAUCAUCAGGAGUGUCCAUUUCCUCCCCGAUGGGCGUUCUGUGGUUGACACAAUCGGAGGAAAACGCUUCCAGGUUUUGUCUCGAGGAAUGAAGGAUGGUUACAGCACAGCAGACAUUGAAUACUUGCAGGAUAGCAGGGUGGAGGACACGGAUGAACUGGAAAAGCUGCAGGAACUGCAUGAUGCAGUGUAUGAACAGGCCCAGGUCUGGUUCCAGAACCUCAAGAUCCGCUUCCACAACCAGAUCCUGCAGCACUUUGGACCAAUGCCAGAACGAGAAGCAGACAUCCAGGCAACCCCGAACGGUCCAGCAUGCUGUUGGUGGCUUCUGGCUGUUCUGCCCAUCGACCCUCGGUACCAGCUCUCUGUCCUCUCCAUGACCAGCCUCAAGGACCGGCUGGUGAAAAUCCAGCACAUACUCACAUACCUGCAGAGCAUCCCCAACAACUAAAGCUUCCCUGCAGCAAACACGCUUUUGGACUUUCCCAAAAUUAAGCUUCAACUUUUGCCUCCGUUACCAGCUAACAACAGUUAAAACACAGCAAGACCCGUCAUUGUCUUGUGCAUGAAAGUCACACAACCAAAAUUGCAAUAUCCUUGAGUUGUGGAUCAAUAAAGAGGCCAAACUCAGGGAUAGCCACAGUAUCAUUUUGUCUUUAGCAAGUCGAAGAAAGAAAGAAAUCUGAGUUUUUUUUAAAAAGAUUCUGCAACUUUUACAGAGAACUUCCAUGACUGGUGUGCUUACCAAAAAGUGAACAGAAGAAUGACUGACAUCCGGAUGGAUGCUCUUGCAAAAUAUUUUUUAAUAUUUUAAUAUGGAGAUGAGGUGUGUUGAAAAAUGUUCCACCAGAUUCAUGUUUAUGUAAAGGAGGGCAGAGUGGUAAAAUCCUAAAUGCUGAAAGUCCAAAAAGUGAUAACAAGACAAUACACUGUUUCCCAGCACUUUAAGAAGGCACUCAAACAUGCUUCAGAGUUAUCUGGUUUAAAGUGAAGAUCUAUCAAAAGGACUUAGGGGAUGCACCUACAGUGUCAAUCAACCAUCAAUGAAAGUAUUAUCUUUGAAAAUCCACAUUUUCUUGUUUUUCCUCACAAGCUUAACACGCACAACUUCCAUUGCGGUUGGUGCCGAGUGGCAGUUAUCCUUUUUUGUUUAUAAGGUUAUAUAUUUUUCAUUUUUCUCCCCAUUUUCCUUUUUUUAUUAUUAAUCUUUUUAUUUCAGGUGUAUUAUGUUAAAAGAAGCCCUGAAAUGUAUAUUUUUUUCCAAGUUCUUCCUGUAAUUUCUGUGGGACUCUCCCUGUUUCUUCUUUAGCCCAGUUUAAAUCAUCUUUUUUUUUGGUUUUGUUUUUUUAAAUCCGUUGGAAACCAAAAUCUUUUGUGAUGGACACAUUUUCAAAUGACAAUUUCAACGGUCCAUUGAUUCCGUGCUCCUAUUCUGCCUCAUUAAAACUAAAUUCAACCUGCCGCUAAAUAAUUGUGAAUUGGAUGAUUAAAAUAUGAAUUUUGACACCAUUUUUCUUUUAGAAAUACGAAGGGGUUUUUGCAAUAUAAUGACAAAUCCAAACCAGAAAAGAACUUUUCAUGGGUGAGCAUUUGUUUUCAUUUAAAGCUGCUUUCUCUGCUUGGAGGAGAAGAGGAUGCCUGCAGUGCUUCAGUUGCGGGACUGCAUUUGCCUUAUACCAUUUUUGCAUCAAUAGGAUAAUACUGGGCUUGGUUUCCAUUCCUUCUUUUUUGCCACAGCAUGAAUGUUUUUUUUUCUGUCUUAUUUAGUUUUAAUUCUAUUGUUCACAGUGUUUAAAAUCUGAGCAAAACAUGCAACCUAAGUUUGAAGCUUUUUAAUGUAAACCAUUUGUAUGAAAGGUUUUGGGCAAAUGAUGCAUUUUCUUUUUUUUUUGCUCUCAUGUUUUAAGUUAUCAAGUUUCAAAAUAAAUGCACUUUUUUCAGCA